Pistacia vera is the source of this 825-nucleotide messenger RNA. RefSeq names its product protein cornichon homolog 1. Bases 161 to 493 code for a protein of 110 amino acids. Gene Ontology annotation, biological process: vesicle-mediated transport. The record is from RefSeq and is a predicted model, not a curated record. The transcript is spliced from 4 exons. Lineage: Eukaryota; Viridiplantae; Streptophyta; Magnoliopsida; Sapindales; Anacardiaceae.
UAAUAACUCGCAGGCAGCCACCGCAUUGCAUGAUUUUGCACUCACAUCAUGCCGUAGCCUGGAGUCUUCUCUUUUGGCUUCUCAUGUUUGCGAUGAACCUGGCCUUCAUCGUUUCAGUUUCUAUCAGCUUUUGUGCCUAGUGGACUUGGAGGGUGACCAUAUGAAUCCUUUUGAAGCAUCAGCUCGCAUCAAUUUCUGGGUUUUAAAAGAGUUUCUUCUGCACGGAGUAUUCUGCGUUCUUCUUCUUGUGACAGGGCACUGGCUCAUAUUUCUCGUUACAGUUCCCCUUGCUGGCUAUCAUGCGCUUUUGUAUAUGAAGCGGCAGCAUCUGAUUGAUGUAACUGAAGUUUUCAGAAAUCUUAAGUUCGAGAAGAAGCUUCGAUUUUUCAAGCUUGGUUUCUACGUGGUUUUCUUUGUCCUAGUUGUGUUCAACCUUGCGAUUGCAACUUUUGAAGCUGUGUCUGGCAUGGAUGAUGACCUUCAUAUAUAUUAACUCUCCACUACUCGAGCAGUAUGGUAACCACACCUCACAAGUCUCCAUUAUAUAGUUCUAAUCCAUGUAAAAGAUGAAACCUUGGCUCACAGAAAUAGAUGAGUUAGAUUGUAGUGGUUGAAAUGAGUUUUACCAAACUGUUGUCAGGUUGGCUACCCUUCGUAUGUGUCGAUAUCCAAAGUGUUCCUAUUUAUUCUUUAAUUGGAGAAAUGCAUGUAUACUGAGAUUUGAGUUAUUGAAAAUGUGAGAACAUCUAUCUCUCUUCGAGAGUAAUUUGAGUGGAUGCCACAUUUGAUUGAUGUUUCAAUGGAUUCAUGGCCAACCUUUUUUCU